AGUUGAAUUUGCUCUUUUGUUCACUUCUCUAAACAUGUCAGUUCCUGCCGGUACCUUGCGUUUGGGCUCCACCGCCCCAGAUUUCCAAGCCGAAACUUCCAACGGCCCAAUCUCCUUCCAUGAAUUCAUUGGCGACAAGUGGGUUGUUUUGUUCUCCCACCCAGAUGACUUCACCCCGGUUUGUACCACCGAAUUGGGUGCUUUUGCCAAGUUGGAGCCGGAAUUUGCCAAGAGAGGUGUCAAGUUGAUCGGUCUCUCUGCCAACGGUACUGAAUCCCACAAGGCCUGGAUCAAAGACAUUGAUGAGGUCACCGGCUCUAAGUUGUCUUUCCCGAUCAUUGCUGAUGCUGAAAGAAAGGUUGCCCACUUGUACGACAUGAUUGAUUUCCAGGAUGCUUCCAACGUCGAUGACAAGGGGGUCCAGUUCACCAUCAGAUCCGUCUUUAUCAUUGACCCGAGCAAGAAGAUCAGAUUGAUUUUGUCCUACCCAGCCUCCACCGGCCGUAACACCGCUGAAGUCUUGCGUGUCAUUGACUCCUUGCAGACCGGUGACAAGCACAGAAUCACUACCCCGAUCAACUGGGUUCCUGGUGAUGAUGUCAUUGUCCACCCAAGUGUCACCAACGAGGAGGCCAAGACUUUGUUCCCAAAGUUCCGUGUUAUCAAGCCAUACUUGCGUCUUACUCCAUUGGAUGUUGAACAAAAGUAAGUUGUCCUCACCUGACUGGCUCUUGUGAUGCUCUCUAUACAUAAAUUCUCUCCCCGUUUUAUCUCCCCUCACUGCUGAAUGCAUUCCCUUCUACUAUAUCAUGGGCGUAAUCGUAGAUGGCGAAAGGAAUUAUCAAGAAUUCGAUACUCUGAGCUGCACUUGUGUGGAGCUUCUUCAUGCAGCGUUUGUGACUGCGCACCAGAACUGUUGAGGUCCUAUAGAACUCUGCGCGGGGCUUGGAACAAGGCUUGUAGGUGUUAUUUUUGGCCACUUACUUUUAAAGGUAUCCCGUGAAGUCGACCUCGUUUUAUUUUUAAGAGGAUACCUUUUGAUGUUGGCAUUUGGUAUAUCUCAUGUGUGACACUUUGGACCUAGUAAACAUUCGACCAUUUAUCUUUCAAGAUUUAUUUACGGGGAAUCAAUUCCCAGUGGUUUAUAUGGAUCAACGCGCCAUUCAAGACUUGAAGUAAAAAUCCAUUCUACGA
Messenger RNA from Babjeviella inositovora NRRL Y-12698, 1194 nucleotides. It is a transcript of the gene PRX1, whose product is annotated as thioredoxin peroxidase. The coding region runs from base 35 to 709 and encodes 224 amino acids. Gene Ontology annotation, biological process: cellular oxidant detoxification; cellular response to oxidative stress; cell redox homeostasis. Lineage: Eukaryota; Fungi; Ascomycota; Pichiomycetes; Serinales. The transcript has a single exon. The record is from RefSeq and is a predicted model, not a curated record. Gene Ontology annotation, molecular function: peroxiredoxin activity. Gene Ontology annotation, cellular component: cytosol; mitochondrion.